UUCGAAUUUUCUCCAGACAACGACUCAACAACUAUUUUAAUUCGUUUCUUAUAGCGAUCAAGUUCAAAAGAAAUUAGAAAUGGCACGCUGGUUAUUUCUUUUCGUUUUAGCUGUAAUUGCUGUAUCUGUUUUGGAAGUUCAUGGAUCAGUUUUUCACAAAUCAGUAAACACUGAUAAUGGAUUUUGUGAGGACCCAGAAUAUGGUCGCAUUCCCAUCGGAGGUACUGGUUACAACGACGAAAAAUGUCGACGAUAUUCAUGUUCAGAGGGAGCUAUUUCUGGGGCUAGCUGUGGAGCCCAAGAUGCACCUGCUGGCUGCUCUCUUGUUAGAGGUACAGGACAUUACCCAGAUUGCUGCCCCAGAGUGAGAUGUGGUUCUGAAGACUCAUCCGAUAAUUAAAUCCUCUCCUAAAAGCUUCAAGCUGAGUUAUAGCAAUUUCUGGAUAACCUAAAGAAAAUGUUUAUUAUAUAAGUCCUUGUUCUGGCAUUUUUAAUUUGCUUUGUUAAGCUUAGUGGUAUGAUACGAAAAAUCGCUUAUCAGUAUUAAGUAUUGCUUGCAAGAAGUACGCAUGUGUAAAACAUAUGUUCUAAUAAAUAUUUCAUCUAUUCA
Messenger RNA from Stegodyphus dumicola, 610 nucleotides. Its product is annotated as toxin-like protein 14. The record is from RefSeq and is a predicted model, not a curated record. NCBI's taxonomy places the organism in Eukaryota, Metazoa, Arthropoda, Arachnida, Araneae, Eresidae.